AUGAAGUCCCCUACCACGCUUCUGCUUGUCGCUGCGGCCCUAGGCUUGGCCAAAGCAGAUGCCGAUCCCACACCGCCUCCGCUCACCCACCUGCUGACGGCCAGCGUCAUCGCCGGCACCACCAUAACCAUAGGCCCCGAGGCUGGGGGCACCCGGGUGGCACUGCCCAUAGCUGGCGGGACGUUCACGGGGCCGCGACUCAACGGCACGUUCCUGCCUGUGGGCGUCGACGCGGGCCUCAUGACGGCAGACGGCCAGUUCUACCCAGACGGGACCUCGGUCCUGCAGACGAGCGACGGCGCCAACAUCAUCUUCCGCGGCAGCGGCUACCAGACGGGCGACAACAUAUACGGCGCGGUCACCUUCCAGACGGGUGCCGAGCAGUACGCCUGGCUGAACACGGUGGUGGCCGUCAGCAGCGCCGUGUUGUCAGCCGAUGGGUCAGGCUCGGGGAUCGCUCUCAAUAUCUUCACGGUGGGCGAUGGGAAUACCUAA
Messenger RNA from Anthostomella pinea, 495 nucleotides. The record is from the annotation of a GenBank genome assembly. NCBI's taxonomy places the organism in Eukaryota, Fungi, Ascomycota, Sordariomycetes, Xylariales, Xylariaceae.